Molecule: messenger RNA, 881 nt
Organism: Cicer arietinum (chickpea)
Lineage: Eukaryota; Viridiplantae; Streptophyta; Magnoliopsida; Fabales; Fabaceae
Product: large ribosomal subunit protein uL22z-like
Biological process (GO): cytoplasmic translation
Cellular component (GO): ribosome; cytosolic large ribosomal subunit
Molecular function (GO): structural constituent of ribosome
Source: RefSeq, a predicted model, not a curated record
AAGCCCAAAUCAGAAGCAUCGUCUGUAGUGUUCGUGCAAGAAAUAAGGUACCCAUUUAUAUGGUGAAAAAAUUAUCCGCAUUUUAAAACCCUAAUCUUCUUCCUCACUGUCUCCUCCCUGAAUCGUGUGUGUGCGGAAGAAGUCAUGGUGAAGUACUCCAGAGAACCCGAUAAUCCCACCAAAUCCUGCAAAGCCAGAGGUGCUGACCUUAGGGUGCAUUUCAAGAACACUAGGGAAACAGCGUUUGCCAUCAGGAAGUUGCCAUUGACAAAAGCUAAAAGAUAUUUGGAAGAUGUUUUGGCCCACAAACAGGCCAUUCCUUUCAGACGCUUUUGUCGUGGUGUUGGAAGGACUGCCCAAGCUAAGAACAGACAUUCUAAUGGGCAAGGACGCUGGCCUAUCAAGUCAGCUAAAUUCAUUCUUGAUUGUAAUGCUGAAGUGAAAGGUUUGGAUGUCGAUGCUCUAUACGUAUCUCAUGUCCAGGUCAACCAAGCUCAAAAGCAAAGACGUCGUACAUACCGUGCUCACGGAAGAAUCAAUCCCUACAUGUCAUCUCCAUGCCACAUUGAACUGAUUUUAUCUGAGAAGGAAGAAGCUGUCCAGAAAGAGCCCGAGUCCCAGUUGGCAACUAGCAACAAGAAGAAGUCUCAAGGUCUUUGAAGCGGCGCUUCAUCAUAAAUUGUUAUUGGAGCUUAUAUUUGAGGCCCUAAUUUUCUAGUUUAUUGAAGUAGCACUCUUUCGCUUCUUUCCCUUAUGUUUGUUAUGAGCUGUUUUUGAAUUCUGAGCAGCAGUUUCUGUUUCCUAUACUAUGGUUUAUGUUAUUUGACUUGCUUGGAAAAUUUUAUUAUGGAAAUUGCAUGAUCGAUUUCAGUUUUAUUUUA